This is a messenger RNA of Rosa rugosa (rugosa rose), 1431 nucleotides long. Its product is annotated as desmethyl-deoxy-podophyllotoxin synthase-like. The record is from RefSeq and is a predicted model, not a curated record. Bases 1 to 1431 code for a protein of 476 amino acids. Gene Ontology annotation, molecular function: iron ion binding; monooxygenase activity; heme binding. The transcript is spliced from 2 exons. NCBI's taxonomy places the organism in Eukaryota, Viridiplantae, Streptophyta, Magnoliopsida, Rosales, Rosaceae.
AUGGCGCCCUUACUGCUCCAAAUCCAAAAUAUUCCUUCCCUUCCUCUCUAUACUUCACUGGUCGCCCUAGUAAUCCUGGUUCUUUGUUGGAUGAGAUUCAAAGCCACUCAUAUCCCGACACUACUUAAGUUGCCCCCGGGUCCAAGGAAGCUACCAGUUCUAGGAAACUUGCUUCAGUUAGUAGGGGCAGUACCACACCACUGUCUAAGAGACUUGGCCAGCAAGUAUGGACCUAUCAUUCACCUCAGAGUGGGACAAGUAUCGGUUGUAGUCAUUUCAUCACCUGAAUUAACCAAAGAGCUGUUGCAGACCCAAGAGGCUAUUUUCUCGCAGCGGCAUACUAGUGAUCUUGCUGUGACAGCUUCCUCCAAUGUUCUUUCAGGGGUCUUUUUCAGUCCCUACAAUCAUUUCUGGAGACAAAUGCGCAGGAUUAGUGUUUUGGAGCUCCUAAGUAGAAAGAGAGUGUUGUCCUAUCGAUCAAUAAGAGAAGAAGAGGCAUGGAAUCUUGUUCAAUCAAUUAAGGAUCAUUAUCAAACCAAGCUUGGUCAUCUUAAUCUUAGUGAGGUGAUUUUCUCCAUGCAAAACAAUGUGACUGCCCGUGCAGCCUUAGGGAAGAAGUGCAAACAUGGAAAGGAGUUUACAGCAUUGAUCAACGAGUCACUGCUCCUCGCCGGAGGCUUUGCCCUGGCUGAUUUGUUCCCUUCCCUGAAAUUCCUCCCUUAUCUCACAGGUAUCAGAUCUGCCCUUGAGAAAAUAAACAAAAAGGUCGACCAGAUUCUUAAUGAUGUCAUUAGUGAACAUAAAGAUAAAACAAUUAGCAGAGCUCAUGAUGCUGCCGAUGAACAAGAAGAUGCUCUUGUUGAUGUCCUUCUUAAACUCCAAGACGCUGGUGGGCUUCAAUUUGAUCUCACAACAACCCACAUCAAAGCUGUAACCCUGGAAAUGUAUGCCGGUGGAAGCGAAACUUCAGCAACUACCACAGAAUGGGCAAUGUCCGAACUCAUGAGAAAUCCAAAAGUAAUGCAGAAAGCACAAGCAGAAGUGCGACAAGUUCUUGCCAGGAAGAGGAAAAUCUACGAGGCCGACAUAGUUUUAAUCAAUGUAUGGGCAAUGGGGAGAGAUCCAACACAUUUGGGUGCAGAAGCUGACAGCUUUCAGCCUGAGAGGUUCCAAGGUAGUGGUUCCAUUGAUUAUAGAGGGUCCAAUUUGGAAUUUAUUCCAUUUGGAGCUGGGAAAAGAAUAUGUCCAGGCAUAACAUUUGGAACUGCAGCAGUGGAACUUGCACUUGCUCAACUGCUAUAUCACUUUGACUGGAGACUCCCCAGUGGGACUGGGACCAAACUUGAACAACUUGACAUGACAGAAUCAGUGGGAUGGAAUACUAAGAGGAGGGAUGAUUUGUAUGUUGUGGCCAUUCCUUUUCUACCCUAA